Messenger RNA from Amphimedon queenslandica, 3261 nucleotides. RefSeq lists its product as uncharacterized. Lineage: Eukaryota; Metazoa; Porifera; Demospongiae; Haplosclerida; Niphatidae. The record is from RefSeq and is a predicted model, not a curated record. The transcript is spliced from 5 exons. Gene Ontology annotation, cellular component: nucleus. Gene Ontology annotation, molecular function: RNA binding; NAD+ poly-ADP-ribosyltransferase activity. The coding region runs from base 47 to 2341 and encodes 764 amino acids.
CACUCUGAAAGUGACAAAUCUCUCGCUGAAUGUAACUCAGGAAGAAAUGGAAGAUGUUUGUCGUAGCUAUACAGAUUAUCAAAGUCUUAAAGUUAAUAAGGGACAUGCUUAUGUCAAUUUUUCAUCACUAGAAGGUGCAACAACAGCAAUGGAAUUUUUAAAGAAAGUAAAAUUUUAUGGGCAAUGCCCCAUUGUCAAAUUGCACGAUAAAGAUUCUAUUCAAGCCUCUCCUACUCCACCUCAAGCUCAGGCCUACACCUUUUCACCUUCUUUUACUCAUCCUUCAGCCCAUAGUCCUCUUCCUUCAGCUCUUCCUAUUUCACCUGAUGCUCGUAUUCCUCUUCCAACUCAAACUCAUAUUCCUCUUCCAACUCAAACUCAUAUUCCUCUUCCAACUCAAACUCAUAUUCCUCCUCUAGCUUGUGUUUUUCCUCGUGUCCCUCUUUCAGCUCCUCAUUCUUAUGCCUUUCCUUUUCCUGUUUAUCACUUGCCUCAAGCUCAGUAUAGUCAUAACAGGAAAUCCACAACACAGUCAAGCACAGAAGUGUCAUCAACUAUUAAAGUUACAUUUGGUUCUAGUGGAAUUACAGGUGAGGUUCUAGAGGGAUACUUUCGUCAGUUUGGUAAGGUCCUGAAAACUCCUGCUAUAAUAUCAGGGAAUCCUGACUAUGCAUAUGUCAAUUUUGAGUCAAGUAAAGAAGCAAAGGCUGCCUGUACCUCAAACAAGGUGCAUCUCAAUGGUGUGCAGGUGAAUAUCAAACUCAGUAAUAAGCAGCUGUCAGUUGAAAAUGGUUCGAAAGUGGUUACUUAUGAGGAAGAUGCACUCGUUAAUUUAAUUACUAUUUCCAAAUUUCCAGAAUUGGAGAUCCAACUUUCUAAUGUGUCUGCCAAACCAUUAAACGAUGGAAGAGGCAUUCUUAUUUCUGGUGACAAUGAUAAAGUAGAAAUGGCUGAAAGUAUUGUACGAUUGCACAUGCAACUACUUCAGAGUCAGAUAAUAACAGAGUCGAUCAAUCUCCAUUGUCAGUUCAUACCUUUAUUAAAAGAUCCUCAAGUAUUUCAGAAUAUAGAGCAGGAGAAUGGUGUGGAGUUUAGUAUAAAGCUGCCUAAUGGUUCUACCAAAUCUAUGGUUACUUUCUCCAGUACUAUAGCUAGUGCAAUGUCUAGUUCAUAUCCAUUGACUAUAGAGAGUAUUUCUGAUUAUUUAACUAUUUCUCAUACUGGUGUUGUCUCUUGGAAAUUUAUUGAUGAUGAUAAGAAAUUCACACUCAUGAGUGCUACUGAUUCAGCUGAAAUUGAAAAACUCUAUCAGCAGCAUCUUCUCCAAUCACCAGGUCUCAUUCAUCAUUCUCUAAUUCCUCCUUCCUACAGCAUAGGGAAGUGGCGAUACACUUAUGAUUUUGAUGAUAUGAUACAGUGCAACACCACAACACAGAAGGAGCGUGAAAUCAAACGUAUACCAGCUCUAGAUUCAUUAUCACUUUGUCUAUCCUGUCGUGGUUUAAAGGAAAGCGUUCAAGUUUCUAUAGCUAGUUUACGUAAGAAAUUAGAAGGGAUGGUUAAAAUGAAAACAUUUGGAAGCUUUUGUACUGAAUGUAUCAUUGAGUUAGCACAAUCAUUUUGUGUCAAAGUGGAAUCAUCAUUCCCUAAUAUUUUAUUGUUUGGUGAUGGUGACUAUUUGACAAAAGUAUUUCUUGUUUUAGCAGAAAAACGAGCCAGCCUUCAAUCUGUCCCACUUUCAUCAUCAUCAUCUUUUCCUCCUGAGUGGGAGCCACAAACUAAAAAUACUGAACUGAAACCUGUUAAAGUAAGCUCUCUUGAAUGGACUAAGGUUGUGAGUGCUAUCAAGAAGACAAUGGUGGAUGCAAAUAUUUUAAAAAUUGAGAGGAUACAGAACAAAUUUUUAUACGAAAAAUACGACCUAUGCAAGAAAAGAAUGCACGAGAAAAAUAAUGGUCUGGUGAACGAGAAAUGGCUAUUUCAUGGAAGUAGUAGUGUCUCUCCAGAGAAAAUAUACGAAUCUGAGCAUGGAUUUGAUUUUCGUCACAGUGGUAGCUCAAGUUUGUGGGGGAAAGGCGCAUAUUUUGCAGUUAAUGCCAGCUAUUCCGGUCGUCGUUAUGCUUAUCGAUCUCCUCUGGGAUAUCAGCAGAUAUUCAUAGCUUUUGUUUUAACUGGUGACAGUAUAAGAAUGGCAAGUGAUCCCACAUUAGUUACUCCACCAAGUAAAGAUGAUGGCAGUGGAGAUUAUGAUAGUGUAAAUGGCAUGACUAGUUCAUCUCGGAUUUAUAUUGUGUAUGAUCAUGACAAAUGUUAUCCAGCUUAUUUAAUUACUUUGUAUUAGAAUAUUGACUUUUGCAUAGAUUUAAUUAUUUUUGAGUUUUACAUAGAAAUCAAAAUACUAGAAGUAACACGUUGUAUCACGUGGUGACAGUAUACGGAAAUGUACUAGAUAUAAUGAGCAAGAUCAAGAGACCUAAAGUGAAGCACAGUUUAGAUUCUCCUUACAAGCUUCAGUGGCCUUCUGUUGGAGAGAAAUGUGCUCAGAAAACAAUUCAACUUCUGAUGGAUUCUCUUUCUAGUGUUGCAUCAAAUAAGAAGAAAUUUCACAAGGCCUCAAUUGAUGCCGUUCCAUUAACCGACAAUCCCUGCCUUAAGAAACAGCUCAUCAUUGGAGUUAAUGCUUUUACUAGGUGUCUUGAAAGGGGGCAUAUGAGAUGUGGUGUAGUGUGUCUAUCAGCUAAACCAGCUCUAUUGACAGGGCACAUACUGAUGCUAGCUGCUACCAGGAAUUGCCCUCUAAUGGGACUAUAUGAUCUUAGUUCAAAAUUAGCUCCAACACUAGGUAUUAAGAGUGUACUAGCACUGGGUUUUAAAAAAUUAGAGAAAGAUGAAGAGGAUCCAUUUUAUGAUAUUGUUAGUCAUCUCACCAUCAACUGUGCACCAUUAAUUGAUGUACCCUGGCUACUAAAACCAAAAGAAGUUGUGUCUGGUAAUGAUGGUAUUACGUCACUCAGCAAAGAACCUGCUCAGAAGAAAAUGAAGUUUGAUGAAAAAGAAGAAAUUGAAGAUCAAGAUGGAGAGGAAACAAAGCAAGAUGAAGAUAAGAGCAACAAAAAGCUUACUGAUAAUUUAUACACUCCACUUAUGGUAAAAACUGUGCAAAUUUCUAGUAAUAAUGAUAAGAGAAAUAAAUGAAACAUUAUUUUUAGUAAAUAAACUGGUCAUUGUUUUCCUUUUUUGUUAAAGCCUUUGAGCUUCAGA